Arabidopsis lyrata subsp. lyrata is the source of this 744-nucleotide messenger RNA. Its product is annotated as GLABROUS1 enhancer-binding protein-like 1. The record is from RefSeq and is a predicted model, not a curated record. NCBI's taxonomy places the organism in Eukaryota, Viridiplantae, Streptophyta, Magnoliopsida, Brassicales, Brassicaceae. The transcript is spliced from 2 exons. Bases 328 to 744 code for a protein of 138 amino acids.
UGUUAAUAUAAUGAUGCGAUUUAAGUAUUCAACAGAAAACUAUCUAUAAAAGAUGGGGUUUUUAAACGAUUGGCUUAACCGGUAUAAAUGAUCCUUGUUUUACUAAUGAAAUCGAUUGUUGGUUAUUAUUUUGGUUUUGCUUCCAUGUUCUUCUAGAACCGGUUAAAUCCACGUCAGCUGAAAUUUUUUUAAAACAAUUUCAUACUUAUUUUUUUUAGAAAAUUACUCUGUAAAAUAAAUUGACACACGCACAACAAGCACACACCUUUUCCCCUUCUUCACUAAAUCGUCUCUUUUCCGUUUCUUCGAGCUCAAAUCCCAACGUCAAUGGCGGUUCCGAUUCACUUUCUCAUCAACUCUCCACAUGAAUCAUCCGACGAAGAGUACAACGGCUUCGAGAUUUCUUCAUCUGAAGACGAGUCCAUGGAAGACGAAUCGUCCGAGUUAGAAAACACAAACGGAGGAUCUCACUCUUCUCCUCUCUCCAAUCUCGUAAACGAAGAAAGUGAGAGUGAUGGUACUGAGGAAGAGUUUUGGGUUAAGUAUCCGUAUUUGAAGGAGCUAGUGGAGAUUAUUGUAGCUCAAGGUUUGAUUUCUGAAGAAGUAGCUUUUGAGAGAGUUAAGCUUAUUGGUGAUGAUAAAGCUAAAGCUAAAGAAUUGAAUGAUGGAUGGAAAGCUUUGUGUCUUAAGGAACAGGAUUUGGGUAAUCAGAUGCUUGAGCUUCUUGAAACCCUGAAAAUUUGA